AUGUGCCAAAGUACCAGCGUAGUCUUCUCCUGCAAUCACUGGGGCCCACGCAAGAUUUCUCGACCCUGCCCAUGGGCAACCAGUGAAAAUAUGAAGGCCGGCUGCUUCAUCACCUUGGAGCCAGAAGGAGUCGAGCACCUCGAUCGCAUGUGUAACUCUUGUAGAAUUAAAGAAGAUCUCGGAAGUACAUCUACACUAACGCACGUGGGGAUAGAUGGAAUACGACGGCCGUUCACGAGAGAUGGUAUAGCAGCAAGUAUGUUACAAGGAUCAUUGAAGGAGGUCCCAAAAACCAAAGCUGACGAAUUGAAUCAGGCAGUCGACGAUCUUGAUGAGAAGCAAAGGGAGGCUGCGCGAAUCAAUCAAGGGAGGAGAAAGAGACUAUCUCAGGCUGACAGACUGGUAGAGAGACAGAAAGAACAAGUGUUGGAUCAACUCCAUGAACAGCUCGUGGAGCGGGAGAGAGAACGACACGAAGAAAUGAAGAGGAAGCUAAAAGCACGAUAUGAAGGAUCAAACGAUGAGGAUUGA
Messenger RNA from Botrytis fragariae, 531 nucleotides. RefSeq lists its product as uncharacterized. Lineage: Eukaryota; Fungi; Ascomycota; Leotiomycetes; Helotiales; Sclerotiniaceae. The record is from RefSeq and is a predicted model, not a curated record. The coding region runs from base 1 to 531 and encodes 176 amino acids. The transcript has a single exon.